GCAAGGCAACUGAGGAAAGUGAACAAUUCUAGUCCUUUCUAAAAGGACCCGAGCUUAGCACAUUCUGAGACUGGGAGUGAGACCUUGGAGGGAAUCAAUUAUUAGGCCUUUUAGGGUUUUCUCGGUUCUCUCAUAUUUCUUUCCUAAACUCAAAUUUCCAAUCAUGGAGAAGUUCAGGAGAGCAUCUCAUGCCGGUUCUUGGUAUACUGAUAAUCCUAAGCAGCUGUCGGACGAGCUCGAUGGAUGGCUGAGAUCAUCUGGUCUGACCAAAUCUCCUGAUGUACGAGGUGUAAUAGCACCACAUGCAGGGUAUUCCUAUUCGGGACGAGCUGCUGCUUAUGCAUUUGGAAAUAUAGAUCCAUCUAACAUCUCUCGGGUGUUCCUUCUCGGUCCUUCUCACCACUAUUACACUCCUAAAUGUGCCCUUUCUAUUGCCACAGUCUACAAGACCCCCAUAGGGGAUCUGCCUAUAGAUUUGGAAGUAAAUGAGGAGCUUAAAGCUACGGGGAAAUUUGAACUAAUGGAUAUUCGGGUUGAUGAGGCUGAACAUAGCAUGGAAAUGCAUUUGCCAUAUCUUGUCAAAGUAUUUGAGGGGUAUCAGGUAAAAGUAGUACCCAUUUUAGUUGGUGCUCUUAGUGCUGAGAAUGAAGCCUUGUAUGGACAAAUACUUGCUAAGUAUGUGGAUGAUCCGCACAAUUUCUUUUCCGUGUCAUCAGAUUUUUGUCAUUGGGGAUCUCGAUUUAAUUACAUGUAUCAUGACAAGAAACAUGGGCCUAUAUACAAAUCUAUCGAGGCCUUAGACAAGAUGGGCAUGGGCAUUAUAGAAACAGGAGAUCCAGAUGCAUUCAAAAAAUAUCUUUUGGAGUAUGACAACACAAUUUGUGGACGCCAUCCAAUUAGUGUUUUUCUCCAUAUGCUUAUGAAUUGCUCAACAAACAUAAAAAUCAAAUUCCUUCGCUACGAGCAGUCCAGUCAGUGCAAAACUACUAGGGACAGUAGUGUUAGUUAUGCAUCUGCAGCAGCAAAAGUUGAUGGCUCAAGCUCUAGUUGAACAUCUCCAUUGUCCUCUGUUUGUCAUCCUGCAUUUAAUUUCCUAAAUUGACUAUUUAUACUUCCGUUAAAAAUAACUGGAUAUUUGGUAUCUUGUUCAUAAAUUACUAGCACAUGUUUAACAAUCAA
Molecule: messenger RNA, 1179 nt
Organism: Prosopis cineraria
Lineage: Eukaryota; Viridiplantae; Streptophyta; Magnoliopsida; Fabales; Fabaceae
Exons: 8
Coding region: 164-1051 (295 amino acids)
Source: RefSeq, a predicted model, not a curated record